AUGACAUACUCACCUCAACCAAGAUUCCAAGGCCCUCCGAGGAAGUUCGACCCUUUGCCCACUUCUAAAAGCGAGAUACUGAAGCAUCUAUUAAACGAGCAGUUAGUGGAACUCAGGCCUAUGCCACCUCCGAUUCCCGGAAAGACUAUGCCCAAUUUCAAAGCUAAUGAGAGGUGUGAAUUCCACGCCAAUUCUCCGGGGCAUACAUUGGAUAAAUGUUGGGCCUUUAGGCACAAGGUUCAGGACCUGAUAGAGUCAGGAGCAAUUGCUUUUGACAAACCUAAUGUGAAGACAAACCCUAUGCCCCGUCAUGAUGGCACAGUCAAUGCAAUAGAGGUAGUCACCGAGCAAGAGUUUGUUCAACAGCGGAGCUCCCCCAUAGAUGCCCUUAAGAGGUAUCUACUUGCAAAGGGGUUCGUCCUCGAACAUAACGAAGCCUUUAAGACAACCUUGCAAAGACUCGUGAAUCAAGGGGUAGUUCAGUUUAAAGAAUAUCCUGAGGAAGAGUAUGUGGCCAUGCUGGACAGGAAUGAACCGUUAAUGAUACCAAGACAAGGGGUAAGGAAGACGUUGAUCAUCCCUUGCGCCAAAGCCACACUGCUGAUACCCGCACAAGUACACACUAGGAUUAUCCCAGUCAGGGAUCCAUAUCCUGUGGACAAGAUGAAAGCAGUUCCAUGGGAAUAUGAGUCUAAUGCUAGUACCGAUGUGACAAACAUCGUCGGGCCUGGGGGUAUGACUCGUAGCGGUCGCAUAUUCAAUACUGCUAAAUCAAAAGAGAAUUCAGCACAAGCAAAUGAUCAAGCUACUGUGGUCCCUACUGAAAGAAGCACACCCAUAGACAAGGAGAUCACUAACAAAGAUGCCGAAGAAUUCUUGACAUUAAUCAAGAAAAGUGAUUAUAAGGUAGUGGAUCAGUUGCACCAAACUCCAUCCAGGAUAUCACUCCUCUCGCUGUUAAUCCAUUCAGAAAAACAUCGAGACACCCUGAUGAAGAUCUUGAGUGCUGCCCAUGUAACCAAAGACAUCACUGUAAAUCAAUUUGAUGGAAUGGUGGCUAAUCUUACUGCUGGGGCAUGCUUAAGCUUCAGUGACCACGAGUUGCCCUCACAAGGGAAAGAGCAUAACAAAGCCCUGCAUAUCUCCAUACAAUGUGGGAAAGCUCAUCUGUCUAGAGUGCUGAUCGACACAGGAUCGUCAUUAAAUGUGAUGCCAAAGGCCACCUUAGACAAGAUAGAUUUGGAAGGACUGGUAAUAAGACCAAGCCGUCUAGUGGUCAAAGCCUUUGAUGGGUCGCAAAGCCCGGUGUUUGGAGAGGUGGACCUCCCUGUGGUAAUAGGCCCUCACACUUUCUGCAUCAAUUUCCAAGUGAUGGAGAUUGAGCCUGCCUAUACGUGUUUAUUGGGACGCCCUUGGAUCCAUGCUGCUGGGGCAGUUACCUCUACUCUGCAUCAAAAGGUGAAAUUUGUGGAUGGAAACUCUAUAGUAACCGUCAGUGGGGAGGAGGACAUAUUUGUCAGCAAUCUAGACUCAUACCGAUACAUUGAGGCUGGGAAAAAGGCAUUAGAGACUUCGUUCCAAGCACUAGAGAUUGCCACUGCUGUCACACUACCAAUUGAGAAAACACGAAGGGCGGUGACAUCCUGGAGAGACCUGCAAGACACAAAGAUAGAAGGCUGGGGAAAAAUUCCAGAAGUACAAAAGAAGAAAGAUCGUCUGGGGUUAGGAUACCAACCAACAAAGAAGGCUGCAAAGGAAGAGCAACGAUUCCCUCCGAUCGCACAAACUUUUGUGACAGGUGGAUAUGAGCAUGUCAGGAUUUUGGUUAGGUCUAGUCAGUUGCUUGGAGCAGAAGCAAACAUUGUUCAAGGUUGA
Vicia villosa (hairy vetch) is the source of this 1875-nucleotide messenger RNA. RefSeq lists its product as uncharacterized. Lineage: Eukaryota; Viridiplantae; Streptophyta; Magnoliopsida; Fabales; Fabaceae. Gene Ontology annotation, molecular function: aspartic-type endopeptidase activity. The coding region runs from base 1 to 1875 and encodes 624 amino acids. The transcript has 2 exons. The record is from RefSeq and is a predicted model, not a curated record. Gene Ontology annotation, biological process: proteolysis.